ACGACUUCUGACCUGAUCAUCUCCCUAUCUACUCAGGAUCGUCAGAGACCCGGGUACUCAGGAUUUGGUAGCUUCUGUAUCAAGAUAAGUGCUUCCCUAGUACCAGAAUCCUACCAUUCCUUUCAAAAAUUCGAUGUGCGUCAUAUUGAGAUGAACCGUUGCUGGAAAACUAUCCUUUCUGAAUGUGCAAGUUCUUCCUGUUCAAGAAACCCCCGAGGAAUUAUGCUUUUUUCUUAGCUCUGUUGGUGGCGCGGAGAAUAUGUCUAUGAAAUUGCAGUCGGAGAUAUUAUUCUCCUGGCUCGGGGAAUUCCUGCAGCGAAAAUUCAGCAUCAGAAUUCAAGCAGGUGCCCGACAACAGGGACCUGCGUCAACAGACCCUAGUAGACUUCGCCAGUAACAGCAGUGGACCCGUAUGCAUAGACAUCCUGGUGAUCCAAUGAUAUGGCCACCAGUUCUUAGCGAUUAGGGCCUUCUACCUAUGGCCAACACGAAACACACCAAUUGUGACCAGGGUAGCAAGAUUGAAGCCCAAACCUGCAGUGUUUCCUUAGCGUCAUGUAACAAUUUCUGUGGUGAAUUUCAUCCAGUUCCCUGAUCAACGAUCUAAAAGGCGGGUUGGCUCCGGAAGGGCACUACCGGCCCAUCUUUCAUCGUUCGUUCUACCCAGGAGGUAGGUUAGGUAGUCCCGGGGGAACUGUUCGACUGUCUACUUAUAUCGUUCCACCCUUCCGCACCUAUUACAGGUUUGACAACGAGUCAAACAUGUCGACCAAUGCUGGACCCCAAGAGUGGGAGAAUCAAAGGCUGCGGAUCUUGAUCCCUACGACCGCUCUUUUUGCUUUGUGCACUUUGUUUUUGGGGUGGAGAUGUAUCUAUGGCUUCAGAAAUGGCCGCAAGCUCUUAGUCUGCGACUAUUUGCUGCUGAUCUCUUGGGGCAUGUCGGUCGCGAACGUGGGAUUACGUUUCAUACUGGUUGAUACAGCGCUGGGACGCCAUAUCAUGGAUCCAUCGAUUGGACCUGCCAACCUCAAGAAAUACUCGUAUUUCCUGUGGAUCAAUCAGCUUGUCAACAUCGUAGCAGUGGCGAUACUCAAGUUCUCCAUCUGUGCAUAUCUCCUCGUCGCGGAUUUCUCUAAGCUUUACCGAGCCAUUGUCUGGUUCUCCAUCCUUCUGAUCAUGGCGUUCAACUUCCUGGCGCCCGUCCUCACAUUGUUCGGAUGCACGCCACUCGAAGCAAACUGGAACAGAGCCAUCAAAGGAAAAUGCUGGGCGAAAGGAACGUUACCCCUGAGCUACUCUCAAGGUAUCAUCAACAUCUUGACCGACGUCAUGUAUGUUGUGGCACCGCUCAUCUAUCUCUCGCAAGUACAAUUGCCAAAGCGUACGCAGUGGUCUCUCCGUGUCGUCUUCUUGUUGAGUAUAGCUGCGACCGUAUGCUCUAUCUUCAAGACUAUAGAGCUCCGCACUCUCACCAAAACCCGCGACCCAACCUGGGACGGCAUAAACCUCUCCAUCUGGUCCGGCGCAGAGCUCUACGUCGGUAUCCUCAUUGCCUCUCUCCCACCCCUCCGCAAAGCCUUCGACGAUCUCAUCAAACGCUAUUUCCCACAGUUCGGCCAAACUACGCGCGCCAAAACGAGUGGUUACGAAAAUUAUGGAAAGGAGACAUCUGGCUCGCAUAACGUCCAGCUGCAGACUUUCGGAUCGAAGAAUCCGCGCGGUAUCAAUCGGCCUCAUGGGGAGAGUGUGAUGGAUAGCGAUGAUGAGAGCGCGAAGGGUAUCUUGGAGGAAGGUCCCUUUAAAGGUGGGGGGAUCAGGAAGACUACACAGCUUACCAUAGACGAGGAGAGGGGUGUUGAUCGCUCUACCGUUAAUAACUCACCCGUGGAGGAGGAGCUGUGGAUGGAUCCCAGUGGGAGGAUCAGGCAAGGACCUCCUCCGCUAGGUAGGUAAAGGAUAAAUUAGUAGCAGUUUUGUGUCACGAUAGCAAAAACGGUGGUUCAAGCGUUUCUGGCGAGGUAAUCUGUCUUGUUGUAACACACUCGUUCUCUGUAUGUUUUUUUUCUUGAUACCACUUGUAGUUUCCGCAAUCAUGUACAUACAGAUAUUGUGAGAUUUCUGGUUGACGCACCCCAUAGUUAAAAUGAAGAUGCGAGAUACUCCUAAAUCGGGGGUUUUUUUUUGUGUCGGGGUUGCUCCCUGGCCCGGUGCCG
Messenger RNA from Periconia digitata, 2213 nucleotides. NCBI's taxonomy places the organism in Eukaryota, Fungi, Ascomycota, Dothideomycetes, Pleosporales, Periconiaceae. The record is from the annotation of a GenBank genome assembly.